AUGGAGAUCGUCUUUCAGCAAGGGAGAGGAGAAGGCGCGAGCAGGAGCUGGGGUAGGAGCUGGGGCAGGAGCUGGGGCAGGAGCUGGGGCAGGAGCUGGGGCAGGAGCCUGGGGCAGGAGCUAGGUCAGGAGCUGGGGCAGGAGCUGGGGCAGGAGCUAGGGCAGGAGCUGGGGCAGGAGCUGGGGGAGAAGCUGGGGCAGGAGCUGGAGCAGGAGCUGGGGCAGGAGCUGGGCCAGGAGCUGGGGGAGAAGCUGGGGCAGGAGCUGGGGCAGGAGCUGGGGCAGGAGCUAGGGCAGGAGCUGGGGCAGGAGCUGGGGGAGAAGCUGGGGCAGGAGCUGGAGCAGGAGCUGGGGCAGGAGCUGGGCCAGGAGCUGGGGGAGAAGCUGGGGCAGGAGCUGGGGCAGGAGCUGGGGCAGGAGCUGGGGCAGGAGCUGGGGCAGGAGCUGGGGCAGGAGCUGGGGUAG
Messenger RNA from Knipowitschia caucasica, 465 nucleotides. Lineage: Eukaryota; Metazoa; Chordata; Actinopteri; Gobiiformes; Gobiidae. The record is from the annotation of a GenBank genome assembly.